AUGAAAUUGGAAGCAACCACUAAAGAAGAAUGUGAGGAGACAGUAAAUGAAGAAGAGGACCUCACGGAAGACGAGUUCAUACGGAAAUGGGUCCAAGAGGGGACACAUCUUGCCUCUGGCAGUCAUGGGGCGGUUAUCCUGCACGCAGAUGGCAAGCGUAUCCUGAAAGUUCCCAAAGCUAUGUCCGACCCGGAACGUUAUUCGGAGAACCGCGCCAGUGCCCAUAUCAUGUACAUGAAACAUGAAGUGGAAAUGUACAAAUUUAUUGAAGGCCUGCCUGGUGUCCUCCCAGUUUUGAACAGUGAGAAGCGCACCAAAUGUAUUGAGAUGCCAUACAUGCGACAAGGGACCAUCGCCGCAUAUCUUAAGCGGGUAGGAAAGGCCACGAAGAAACAAGUCUCCCAGUGGAUUGUUGCCAUUGGCGAGACGCUCAUCCGGCUUCAUGAGAAGGGGGUGGCAUUCAAUGAUCUUCAUACCGGCAACAUCCUCCUUGACGAUGAUCUUGUUCCUUAUAUCUGUGAUCUUGGAUUGGCCGAAUUUCUUGGUUCCGAGGAGUCGCCAGGAGACGUCGAAAGAACCGAAGUCGCCGAUUUAGUCGAGAUCACAUACAAACUUGUCACCGGGGCUCAUGAGCGAAUGGAGAUUUACGAAGACGAGAGCCUCGAAAGCAUAUUCCUCGGUCCGGUGCUUCUGGAGGCUAUUGAUGGUUAUCAUGCUACAAUGGAAUCCUUCAUCGCAGCUGUCAAAGUUUGGCUUGAAGAGAACCCAGAUGCCCAGAACGCCUAA
Penicillium chermesinum is the source of this 786-nucleotide messenger RNA. RefSeq lists its product as uncharacterized. Lineage: Eukaryota; Fungi; Ascomycota; Eurotiomycetes; Eurotiales; Aspergillaceae. Gene Ontology annotation, molecular function: protein kinase activity; ATP binding. Bases 1 to 786 code for a protein of 261 amino acids. The record is from RefSeq and is a predicted model, not a curated record. Gene Ontology annotation, biological process: protein phosphorylation. The transcript has a single exon.